Aspergillus aculeatus ATCC 16872 is the source of this 369-nucleotide messenger RNA. Its product is annotated as putative vacuolar transporter chaperon Vtc1. The record is from RefSeq and is a predicted model, not a curated record. The transcript is spliced from 2 exons. Bases 1 to 369 code for a protein of 122 amino acids. Lineage: Eukaryota; Fungi; Ascomycota; Eurotiomycetes; Eurotiales; Aspergillaceae. Gene Ontology annotation, cellular component: fungal-type vacuole membrane; vacuolar transporter chaperone complex.
AUGUCGAGUCAGCCCCUCCUUCAAACCGCUCCUGGCAAGCGCAUUGCCCUGCCCACCCGUGUCGAGCCUAAGGUGUUCUUCGCCAACGAGCGUACCUUCCUCUCCUGGCUCAACUUCACUGUCAUCCUCGGUGGUUUAGCCGUCGGUCUUUUGAACUUCGGUGACCGCAUCGGCCGCAUCUCCGCAGGCCUGUUCACCGUCAUCGCCAUGGCAGCCAUGAUCUAUGCCCUGGUGACCUUCCACUGGCGGGCGCAGAGUAUACGUAAACGCGGCCAGAGUGGCAUCGACGAUCGGUUCGGACCGACCGUGUUGGCGCUGGCGCUACUGGCCGCUGUGGUUGUGAACUUCAUUCUGCGCAUGACGGAAUAA